GCCAUUAGUUCGUGAAUUGGCCGAAAAACUCGUUAAUGCACAUAUUCAUUCAUAGCCCGUAGAAAAAAUAAUUAUAUAAAAAAUGGACAAUUUUUUGGCGAUACUAGCACCGACUUUGGGGUGAUUUGGGCAAUAUGGAGGGGAAUGACUGGAGACGAGAACUCUGAAAUAUCUCCGGCAACCCCUGCGCACUAGGCCCCCUCUACAUACCUGCGUUCAAGCACGUCCAAUUUGAUUGGUGAUUAUUAGUGACAACAAUUCGUGCUGAUUGUUUGUUCGCGGAUGUUCGGUAUUUAUCUAUGUUGUUGUGAUUAUUAUUAAAACAAUGGUGUUCUGAGACAACAAUAAUGGCACCAACGAUUCAAACAAAUGUUAAUAACGGGGACAGGGACAAAAGGGCGGUGAGACCAGUAGAAAAGCGGUCUGAGCUUAUUUGUCGAGUCAAGUACUGCAAUACACUGCCAGAUAUUCCGUUCGAUCCGAAGUUUAUCACGUAUCCUUUCGAGUCGACAAGGUUCAUUCAAUAUAAUCCAACGUCUCUGGAGCGUAAUUACAAGUAUGAAGUGCUCACUGAACACGAUUUGGGUGUUGAAAUUGAUUUAAUCAACCGAGACACCUACGCAGGAGAUCCCAAUGCACAACUCGAUCCGGCCGAUGAAAAACUCCUUGAAGAAGAUGUUCUCACGCCUCAGGACUCCAAAAGAUCAAGACAUCAUGCCAGAAGUGUUUCGUGGCUACGUAGAACCGAGUACAUUUCAACCGAACAGACGAGGUUCCAGCCACAGACCAUGGACAAAGUCGAGGCCAAAGUCGGUUACUCUAUCAAAAAGAACUUCAAGGAAGAAACUUUGUACAUGGAUCGCGAGAGCCAGAUCAAGGCGAUUGAAAAGACAUUUGACGAUAAUAAGAUACCAAUUACUAAACAUUAUAGCAAACCAAACGUUGUGCCUGUGGAAGUAUUUCCUGUUUAUCCAGAUUUCAAAUUGUGGAAAUAUCCUUGUGCUCAGGUCAUUUUCGACUCAGAUCCAGCACCGACGGGACGAUCUUUACCUGCACAGAUGGAGGAGAUGUCGCAAGCGAUGAUAAGAGGAGUUAUGGAUGAGAGUGGGGAACAAUUCGUAGCCUACUUCCUCCCUCUAGAAGAAACUCUGGAAAAGCGAAAGAGAGACUUCACUGCCGAAAUCGAAUACGCAGAAGAAGAGGAAUACGAGUACAAAAUGGCUCGAGAGUACAACUGGAACGUGAAGAGUAAGGCAUCGAAGGGUUACGAGGAGAAUUACUUCCUAGUAAUGAGAGAAGAUGGAGUCUAUUACAAUGAAUUGGAGACUCGAGUGCGCCUAUCCAAACGUCGCCAGAAGGCCGGCCAGCAACCCAAUAAUACUCGUUUGGUUGUACGUCAUAGACCACUGAAUGCGAAUGAAUUCAGAAUGCAGAGGUGGAGGGAGAAGCAGUUGGAGCCACCGAAUGAGGAGGAAGAGGAGGAGGAGGAUGAAGAGGAAGAGGAGGAGGAGGAGCAGCAGGAGAAUCAUAAUGGGAACAAAACUCCAGAUGAAACGAAAAGCAAUCAGGAGAAUAAUGGCUCUGAUAAUGAGGAAGGAUCUCGUCGGUCUUCCCGAGCCUCUUCUCCUGCGUCUUCAGAGAAAUCUGACAAGUCACGAUCAAAAUCCAGGUCUCCCUCCAAGUCCAGAUCUCGCUCUCAUUCGCGCUCUCGGUCACGCUCUCGCUCUCCAUCGAAAUCGAGGUCCCAGUCACGAUCUAGAUCAAGAUCUCAGUCUAGGUCGAGAUCACGCUCGGGUUCCAGGUCAAAAUCAGGUUCCAGGUCCCGUUCAAGGUCUGCUUCAUCUGCUCGAUCAACCUCCAGGUCUCCUUCCAGAUCCAAAUCUAGAUCACGCUCAGCGUCCGCUGCCAGGUCAGCCAAAUCUCAGUCACGAUCUCCAGCUCGAUCUGGAAAAUCUGGAAGUGGCAGCGGCAGUGGCUCCGGUAGCGGAUCUAGUGAUAGUGGCUCCGAUAGCGAGUGAGAGAACCCACAAAUUCGACAUUAUGUCAUUUUGAGUUCAUUUACAAGGUGCAUUGGUCCUGUGUAAAAUAAAAUAAAAUGUUUAAUUGAUUUUUCUAA
Molecule: messenger RNA, 2116 nt
Organism: Diachasma alloeum
Lineage: Eukaryota; Metazoa; Arthropoda; Insecta; Hymenoptera; Braconidae
Gene: atms
Product: RNA polymerase II-associated factor 1 homolog
Exons: 4
Coding region: 348-2018 (556 amino acids)
Biological process (GO): transcription elongation by RNA polymerase II
Cellular component (GO): Cdc73/Paf1 complex
Molecular function (GO): RNA polymerase II complex binding; chromatin binding
Source: RefSeq, a predicted model, not a curated record